CUCUGGAGAGCUCUCUCACACCAUCCCCACACAGAGAAAGAGAGAGAAAUUAAAAUCCGAUAUGAUGAACACAGAGUUGAGAAUAUAAUAUAUACCCAGUUUCAUUGGAGAGAUGGAGGGAGAAAGAAUAAACAGGUUUGGGCAAGCACGGAAGUGGAUAAAGAUUGGAUCUUUUUUGUGCUGAAAAAGGUAUACUUAUGAUAAUACAGAUUCUUUGAUUGAUGUUUUCUCAAUUCCCCUUUCUGCUGUGAAGUAGUGGUCAAGUCGCCUUUCAACUCCUGGCCUGUACGUACGGAUUCGUGGUUAAUUGGGAUUCCACGCCUUUAAAAGGGGUAAAAUUGUCCAUGUGGUUUCCUAUGGAUGGCGGCGGCGGUGGCGGUGACCAAGGGGGAGAACAAAAGCCGACUCUCCGGCCACCUCCGAUGGUCACGACCACAGGGUACUGGUACUCUGACCAUCACCAGAUUCCCCAGCCAGAGAUCUGCUACCACAAUAACACUCCGGGUGACAUGGAAAUGGUGGGGUGGAAGAGUUUCCUCAACAAGGCGGCGGCGGCGGCACCCGGUAGCGGCGCUCCGUCCUCCUCAUCCAAGGCGGCGGCGGGACUUUCCUCCGGCGUGUUCUACGCCCAUCCCCACCAAGAAUUCUGCAACGCCGCGUGGGUUGACCAGGGGGGCAACAACAAUGACGACGAGUCUUCCUCCUCUCUAAGAUGCGUGACGUUCCCUUGCGAGGGGAGCGAGAGGCCGAGCCAGGGGCUCUCGCUCUCCCUCAGCUCCGCCAACCCCUCCGCCAUAGGGCUACAGUCCUUCCAGCUAAGGGCUGCUGCUAAUCAUCAUCAUCAUCCCGGCGGCAAUAAUAAUAAUAAUAAUAAUAAUAAUAAUAAUAAUAAUUGUGGGUAUUUUGAGAUGAGGGAGUCCAAGUAUCUGGGCGCUGCUCAGGAGCUCUUAAAUGAGUUCUGUAGCCUUGGAACUUCCGAAAGCAGCGGCCAUAAUAAUAAUAAUAAUAAUGGUUCCAGAAUAAAGGAGAAGAAGAAGAUGGCCUGCAACCAAUGGCAGGAUGGGGAGGAAAGUACAACCCAUAAUGCUGCCGGUACUACCUCUGAUUGCAACAGAAACCCUUGUUUGGAUUCCCUUGACCUUCUUGAAUUGCACAAGACCCAAACCAAGCUCCUUCAUAUGCUCCAAGAGGUUGAUAGGAGAUACAAGCAGUAUUGCGAUGAAAUGAAGGCGGUGGUUUCCUCCUUCGAGGCGGUGGCCGGAGACGGGGCGGGGAAGGGGUACGCCGCCCUAGCGGCGAAGGCGAUGUCGAGGCACUUCCGGUGCCUGAGAGAUGGGAUCGUGACCCAGUUGAAGGAGGUCAAGAAGGCCGCCGCACAAAAGGACGGCCCCGUGGCGGCGCCGGCGUCCUCCUCCGCCGCCGGCGGCACCACCAAGGGAGAGACGCCGAGGCUCAAAAUACUGGACCAAGCUCUCCGGCAGCAGAAGGCGUUUCAGCAAAUGAGCAUGAUGGAAGCCCACCCGUGGCGGCCGCAGCGCGGCUUGCCGGAGCGGUCCGUCUCCCUCCUCCGCGCUUGGCUUUUUGAACACUUUCUUCACCCGUACCCAAGUGAUGUGGAUAAACAUAUUUUAGCCCGCCAAACAGGCCUUUCAAGAAGCCAGGUGUCUAAUUGGUUCAUCAAUGCAAGGGUGAGGUUAUGGAAGCCCAUGGUGGAGGAGAUGUAUCUAGAAGAAACUAAAGAACAAGAAAACCCACUUAUUGCCAACUCAUCAUCUGCUGAUGACACCAACCCAGAUUCCGGCAGCCGUAACCCUAGGACGACGUCCGACGACGACACGGAGGACCGCAAGCCCAACAACCUCGUACGCGUCGACAUCUCCUCCAUCUUCAACAACAACGACAACCCCGGUGGUGGGGCCACCGGUGCUGACGGCGACCGCUGGCGGCCCACCUUCGGGGGAACGACAGUUGGUGGGGACCACCGCUCGUUUGCCCACGUCGGCUUCUCGCGGCCGCCCGACCCGGCCUGGGCCCACGGGAACCCCGGCGGGUCUUUCGGGUACGGGGCGCGGGCCGGAGGCGGCGGCGGCGUGUCGCUGACGUUGGGGUUGCAGCAGCAAGGCGGGAGAGGAAUGGGUUUGGCGGCCGCAUUCUCUCCCUCCUCCGCCGCUUCCGGCUCGACGGCGGCGGGGCCUCCGCCGCCGCUCUUCUACUCUAGACCUGACCAAAUCGAAGAUUGCCAAACAGUGCCUUAUCCGCUUUUGGACAGUGAAGGUCAGAAUUUGCCGUACAGGAACUUGAUUGGGGCGCAGCUGCUUCGCGAUUUGGCGGGUUAAUGAGGGAGAUGUUAAAAGAUAUGAUAAUUAUAAUCUAAAUUAAUUAAAAGUUACAAAUUCAAUCAGUGCAAAAAAAAGAAGAAUUAGUAGUAUGAUUAAACCAUGUUGAUUGAUUAGUAGUGUUUGUCAUUACCUUGCAGUUCUUUAAAUUUGUUGGUAUUAAUAUAUGACAAGUACAAUU
Messenger RNA from Cuscuta campestris, 2517 nucleotides. Lineage: Eukaryota; Viridiplantae; Streptophyta; Magnoliopsida; Solanales; Convolvulaceae. The record is from the annotation of a GenBank genome assembly.